Molecule: messenger RNA, 1506 nt
Organism: Strongyloides ratti
Lineage: Eukaryota; Metazoa; Nematoda; Chromadorea; Rhabditida; Strongyloididae
Product: Protein-tyrosine phosphatase, receptor/non-receptor type domain and Protein-tyrosine/Dual specificity phosphatase domain and Protein-tyrosine phosphatase, catalytic domain-containing protein
Exons: 2
Coding region: 1-1506 (501 amino acids)
Biological process (GO): protein dephosphorylation
Molecular function (GO): protein tyrosine phosphatase activity
Source: RefSeq, a predicted model, not a curated record
AUGCCCGUUUCAAAAGACUCAACUGUUUUGAAAAAUAAAAAUUUACAUAAACGAAAAUCAGCAUUAGUUGAUGACUUGAAGACAUGUGAUGAUAAUGAAAAAAAGCCAAAGGAUCCUAACAAAAAAAGUCUUGAAAACUUAAAAUCAAUGUAUAAUUCAGUUAGUAAAAUGAAACCUUCUCAUGGUAGUGGUGUUCCAGGAAAAACAAAUAAAAUUUCAAAUGAUAUGAAUAUUAAGUCACAAGGUACCAAUAGAUCAGAAGCUGUCAAGAUAAAUGAUCAAUCUGCUACUAAGCCUAAAAAAAAAGGAAUAUCAAAAAAUGUAAAAUGUGUCGUGGUUGAUUCUAAAAAAGUUAAGAAAGAAUUUCUUAAAAAUGAAGAUGAAGAAUAUGAAGGUAUAAAUGAGGGUACAAAGGAUAACUUAGAUAUUGAUUCAAACAUUGAACAAUUACCUGAUAUGACAAAAACAUAUUACAUAACAACUGAUUCUAAAAAAGAUGUUAGAAAAAAAUUUUGUGAACAACUAUUAGAAAUAAAAAAUAUUAAAAAAGUUGUAGCUAAUAAAGAAUUUAAAAAUCCAAAAUAUAAACCUAUGGAUUUACCAGCUACUGCUUUUGCUAAAAAUACAAAUCUCAAUAGAUAUAGUGAUGUAAAAUGUAUUGAUAAAACAAGAGUAAAAUUAAAUAGAAAUAUACCUGGAUUAAAAGGAAAAAAAACAUCUAGAAAUUCUUCUAAUGAGGAUAAUAAUAAAAGUUCAUCUAAUGAUAAUGAUUAUAUACAUGCAAAUUAUGUUAAAGUUCCAAAUUCUGAUUUUACAUAUAUUUGCUGUCAAGGUCCAUUAGAAAAUACUUUAGAAGAUCAUUGGUUAAUGUGUUGGCAGGAGAAUGUAAAAGUUAUUGUUAUGUUGUGUGAGGUAAUUGAAGAUAACGAAGAAAAAUGUCAUAAAUAUUGGCCUGAUUUAAUGACUAAAAAAGCUUAUGGAGGAAUUAUUGUUGUUAAUGAAAAAGAAGACACUAACAAAUAUGUAAAUGUAGUAAUAAGAACUUUUAGGAUUCAAUUAGGUGAAAAAAAAAGAACAAUAAUUCAAUAUCAUAUGAGAUCAUGGCCUGAUCGUUUAAUACCAACAGGUACACCUAUUAUAUGUUGUAUUCAACGUGAAGUUCAACUUGUCAGUGGUCUAAAUCCUAUUGUAGUUCAUUGUAGUGCAGGAAUUGGAAGGACAGGAACAUUUAUGGGUAUUCAUUAUUUAAGUGAAAGAUUUAAAGUAAGUCCAGGUGGUAGCACAAAUGUAAUGGAAGCUUUAAAAGAAUUAAGAGAACAACGUCUUCAAUCUGUUCAAUCAACCAUUCAAUUUGGUUACCUUCACAUAUGCCUUUUACAAUAUUUUUGUGAAGAAAAUAUUUUUGAACAUUCAGAUAGUGUUAAAGAAUUUAUUUCAAAAAGUGUUGAUCUUGUACAUGAAUAUGCCUUACGUCUUGCUAAAAAAAAUAAAGAAAAAGAAGUCUAA